Messenger RNA from Meleagris gallopavo (turkey), 2742 nucleotides. Lineage: Eukaryota; Metazoa; Chordata; Aves; Galliformes; Phasianidae. The record is from RefSeq and is a predicted model, not a curated record.
UUUUGUUUGCUUUUUUGCAUGUCAGAGUUCUGCUUUCUCUGUGCAGCAGUGAGUGAAUGUAUUGGUUUUUCAGCUCCUGAUGCCUCUCUGAAGAAGAGGAAACCUCGCUCUCUUUUACCCUUCAGCACAUCCAUGGAUCACAGAUCAAAAGAUGAAUUGCAUCAGGAUUGCUUGAGGCUGGCAACGUGUCUGAAAACCAAAGAUCAUAAUGAAGAUGUGUCCCCUGACCUCCAGAAUCGCAUCCACUUGGGGCUGUUCACAGACAGAGCUUCUCUGCACAACAUGAUUGAUGUGGAAGGAAAAUACCACUUGGAGAAUGGACAUCCAGAGCUGUUUCAACAGCUCAUGUUGUGGAAAGGAGACAUGAAGGGUGUACUCCAGGCAGCUGCUGAGAGGGGAGAACUGACAGACCAGCUGGUAGCAAUCUCACCCAUGGUUGGAUAUCAGGCUUGGGUUUGGACAGUAGAAGCCUUUGCAAAGCAGCUGUGUUUCCAGGAGCAAUACGUGAAGGCUGCCUCCCAUCUUCUGUCCAUUCAUAAGGUGUAUGAAGCUGUCGAGCUCCUGAAAGUGAAUAAUUUUACAGGUUGUUGCAUGUUUGUGGAAGCAAUUGUAAUUGCUAAGGCCCGGUUGCGUCCAGAAGAUCCAAUUCUGAAGGAUCUCUACACCAGUUGGGCAGCUCUAUUAGAGAAAGAUGGUCAUUAUUCCAUGGCUGCCAAAUGUUAUCUGGGUGCUUCCUCACCCUACGAUGCAGUUAAAGUGCUGGCAAAGAAGGGGGAUGCAGCAUCCCUUAAAACUGCUGCUGAGCUUGCUCUGAUAUCUGGAGAGGAGGAAUUGUCAGCAAGUUUGUCUUUCAGAUGUGCCCAAGAAAUGCUGUUAUCCAGGAACUGGGUUGGAGCACAGGAAGUCCUUCAGCAACAGAAAACUUUAUUUGGGCAAAGACUUGUUUUCUGCCUCAACGAACUGCUUUGUAAGUGCCUUAGCGAAAGAAAUCCCUGUAAUCGAAGGAGCCCUGUGCCUCCUUGUUAUCACAGCUGGGAGCUGAACAGAGAUGCCUCCUUUUUCGACAUGGCGAUAGAAGUAUGGCAGAAGGUCCUAGGCAUGGACACCACUGAAAAAGCCACAUGUGCACAGGAGCAACUGCGCAGUAUUAAGCAUCCUCCUUCUACCAGCCACACUCACCCAAAGCAGGUGCUUUUCUAUAUCUCCCACGACCUGACCCUCGCAGCACUGAGCUACCAGGCUGCUGCCUGGGAUGAGACAGUGAAAAGUAUUCUUGGUGCCGUGGCCCGUAGUUACGAUGCUGGCAAUUUUACUCUGAUGCAAGAAAUUUGCAGUAUUUUCCUUCCUGAAGGCUGUGAGAACCUGAGAGACAAACUGGACAGUACAAAUUCUCAAAGUUUAGAUGCUUGCAGAAGUUUAGAGGGCUUUGUGGCUUAUGGACUGCUGUAUGAUCUGUGGUGGAACCCACCUAAAGGUUCUUCUGCCAAGCAAAAGGCUGGUUUGGAUCCUGUGUUGUGUCCCACUGAGCAGACAGCUCUUGAGCAGAGUUGCAUUCCUGAUCACUCCUCUCCUGAAGAAACUCCUGAUCAAGCUGCAGUUGAGAUGGAUGAAAACCUCAGCAGUACAAUUGAAUUUAAUAGAUGCAAGACAGAAAGCGACUCGGAAACUAACUCAGUCAAUUUGGCAGACAGACAGUCAAAACUGAACAGCUGCAAAGUGCUCCUUUCAGAAGCGAUUGCUGCUUUACAGAGCACACAGAGAGAUAUAGCUGAGGUCCAGAAAAUUUUAGCAGACAUGAUCCACCAGCAUCAGCAACAGAGGAAUAAUCCCCAGGAAAGCACAACUGGAAGUAUCCAUGAGAACAACGUGCAGCAGAGUUCAGAGAAUGAAUCGGAUGAGCCAUGCUCUGACAGCAGUCAGAUCAAGCGUAAAGAUGAAGAAACAAUUACCCUCCCUGAACUAACAAAGCGACUCUUGGAAGCAAAGCAGAAACUAGCAGAAUUUCCAGACAGUUUAAAGGUCUUUCCGUUCCCUGAUGUGCUGGAAUGCUGCCUUGUCCUCCUUCACAUUGGAGCCCAGUGUCCUCCUGAAUUACAUGAACAGGCAUUGGAUCUCCUUAGGAAACAUGGUAGUGCUGACGUUUAUGGAAAGGCUGUCAGGAAAUUCUUGACAUGACCUUUUGAGACAGACACAUCUCCUUUGAGCUGCUCACAAUUACUUAGCACCAAUUAACACCAAGACUGUUCUUUCUUCAAAGUGAAGGCUUGUUUCUACGGAUAUAGUUACUGAUGACUGCUGUUUUGGAUAAAAUUACAAAAAAAUCGGGUUUAUAUACAUAUAUUCAUGGUUAUCAACUACUACUUAAUGAGAUUGCGUUAGGAAAUUGAAAAGUAGUUGAUUGCAGCCUUGAAACUCUAUACAGGAGUUUUAUAUGUCUUUUAUUUGCUGGAAGUGAUGCUAAGGAAAUCUCUUAGAAUUUACAUGCAAAAUAGUUUUGAGCAGCUGUCUUCCAGCAGAAGAGCACUAGCUGCCCUCUGAAGAAAAUAAUGGUUCCUUCAAGUAGUCUGACCUUUAAACCAGUGUUGUACUUAAGAAAAGUGUGAGUUUAUUUUCCCUUCUUUAAAUAAAGUCUUCUACAAGCAGGAACGGGCAUUUAAUUAGAUGCUAUUAGAAGUAGUUAUUUUUGUUGCUGCUAGAACAAUAGAAAUUGAACAUGCUUGAUAAAGCAGGUGUUUGUUGCUU